Epinephelus fuscoguttatus (brown-marbled grouper) is the source of this 2398-nucleotide messenger RNA. RefSeq names its product GDP-mannose pyrophosphorylase B (gene gmppb). Gene Ontology annotation, biological process: cell wall mannoprotein biosynthetic process; GDP-mannose biosynthetic process. The record is from RefSeq and is a predicted model, not a curated record. Gene Ontology annotation, molecular function: GTP binding; mannose-1-phosphate guanylyltransferase (GTP) activity. Lineage: Eukaryota; Metazoa; Chordata; Actinopteri; Perciformes; Serranidae. The transcript is spliced from 10 exons. Bases 204 to 1286 code for a protein of 360 amino acids. Gene Ontology annotation, cellular component: cytoplasm.
CGCUCUCUGACUUGACGCUUCUCGGCUCGACCGGAAACAAAACAAGGAAUUCGGAUUUGAACGAUCUUACGUGUCAUUCCCAGAGUCUGAGUGAUUCAGAAAUAUCCUGGAGAUUUUUGGUGGACAAAAUCCUCGUGAGCUGGUCGCUGUCUUGCCAUUGAUGAGCUGUGGUCACCCUGGUAACUGUUGCUAACGGCAGAAGCAUGAAGGCUUUGAUCCUUGUCGGGGGUUACGGGACCCGGUUGAGACCGCUGACCCUGAGCGUCCCCAAACCACUGGUGGACUUCUGCAACAAGCCCAUCCUGCUGCACCAGGUGGAGGCACUGGUGAAGGCCGGGGUGAACCAUGUGAUUCUGGCGGUGAGCUACAUGUCGGAGCUGCUGGAGAGAGAGAUGAGAGUCCAGGAGGAGAGACUUGGGAUUCGUAUCUCUCUGUCUCAUGAGAAGGAGCCUCUGGGAACAGCGGGCCCUUUGGCGCUGGCUCGAGAGCUGCUGAACGUUGACAACGAGCCGUUCUUCGUCCUCAACUCAGAUGUCAUCUGUGAUUUUCCCUUCAAAGACCUGCUGCAGUUCCACCACAACCACGGCAAGGAGGGAACCAUUGUGGUAACUCGGGUGGAGGAGCCCUCUAAGUACGGUGUAGUGGUGUUUGACGCGGACAGCGGCAGGAUACAUCGCUUCGUUGAGAAACCGCAGGUCUUUGUCUCCAACAAGAUCAACGCCGGCAUGUACAUCUUCAAUCCCAGCAUGCUCAGCAGAAUCCAGCUGAGACCGACAUCCAUAGAGAAAGAGAUAUUUCCUGUCAUGGCAGAGGAGGGACAGCUGUACACCAUGGAGCUACAGGGUUUCUGGAUGGACAUCGGUCAGCCCAAAGACUUCCUGACAGGCAUGUGUAUGUACCUUCAGUCACUACGACAACACGCUCCCGAGAGGCUACGCACGGGGCCUGGUUUCCUAGGCAACGUUCUGGUGGACCCGACGGCACAGAUUGGGGAGAACUGCACCAUCGGCCCCAAUGUCACCAUCGGUGCUGGCGUGAUCGUGGAGGAUGGUGUGAGGAUAAAACGCUGCACGGUGCUGAAGGGAGCGCGGGUUCGAUCGCACUCCUGGCUGGAGAGCUGCAUCGUGGGGUGGAGCUCCUCUGUCGGCCAGUGGGUUCGUAUGGAGAACGUGACAGUGUUGGGGGAGGAUGUGAUCGUGAAUGACGAGCUUUACCUGAACGGUGCCAACGUCCUGCCUCACAAAUCCAUCAACGAGUCGGUCCCAGAGCCACGAAUCAUCAUGUAGCAUCGGGUGGAGGAAAAAAGCCUGGCGCCUUUUUAUAUGAACUUGACUAAACACCCAAACUGUGCCAGAGAGAGAGAGGAGCAGAUGGGUGGAGGAAAGGAGGAGGAAAAGAGGAGGAAAGAGAAGGUGUUUUUCUUUUAUCUUAUUAAUUUGGACUCGUUUUUAGCCCUGCUUGGCUGAACUGUCCAUCAUUCAAAAUGAUGGCGUAAGCAUGAGCUGUCAAAAGGCUGCCCGACCUGUCAGGAUGAUUUAUACAUCUGUCAGAGCUGCAGGUAAAACAUCAAAGGCUAAUGUCCUGAAUGUGUCAGGUGGUAAAUGUCUCGUAUAAACACUGCGUUAAUAGAGAAAGGGUUAGAGGGAGGGAAGUUUUCUGUCAGAUGGUGAAGGGACUAAUGUGGAGUGUAUUCAGGUGGGUGGGGCGGAUUACAGAGCGAUACGAACACCACUGUUUAGAUUCACUAUGCAUUUACAUUUCCUGGACAGCUGCAGAGCAUUGUGAACAGGCACUGAAGGAUCAUUCUAAAUGUUUUUCUGCUGGAGCAGAGUCUGAAAUCAUAACUGAUGAUGCUGGGAUUUCUGAUCUGACAGAUUUAACUAAAUGCAGUAUGUGGUUAUGGUUAGUUAAUGAUUAUAGUUAAAGCUGCAUCAAUUAAUUAACUCAUGGCCUCUUGUGGGCAGCAGAGCAAAUUGUAACAUAGCAUCUAACACAUUGUUUUAAGUUGUUACGGCGAAUGUUUUAACAAAGACUUGGUUAUUUACACAUCCAGCAGACACAGAGGAUCAUGAUCAUCUAUGUGGAGUCAUGUUUGUGUCCACCUGAUGAAUGUAAUUUGAUCAUUUUUUAUAUGAAGAUAUUGAUUAGUGCAGCUUUAAUCAGUUGUAGAGUAGCUAUCGAGUACGUAUCCAAUUGCCUUGGUGAACUGCUCUUUCUUUUUAUCAUGAAAAACUGUGCGCUUCAGUACCAAACCGGUUACUGCUCUGUAAAAAGUGAACAAAAUGUAGUUUUUUAUUAUUAAAAAACUGCAGUGUAUCAAAUAUAUUUAUAAAUAUCUGAGUCAGGCUGCAUCUGGGACAUUCUGCUUUGAAAUAAUAUAUUUUUCAGUCAUGUGUAA